CUACAAAAUGACUACUGCUCUGCCUCGGCCGUAUUAGCCCUGUUGUAUCGUCUGAAACCGAGUCCACGGGAGAAAUACAGGGCUUAAAAUCACAACAAUUCGACACUGAGGUUUAUUUUCUCUGCUGACUGGUGUGGGGUCUGGGUCGCGCUCUUGUGAGGUUGCUACGAGGAGACCGAAGUGACAUUUCAUUCAUCCAUAACAACAAUGGCAGCACAGGAUUUCAAUUUCUUGCUCGCGACGGAUUCUUAUAAGAUCACACACUACAAACAGUAUCCUCCAAAUGUCAGCAAAAUCUACUCUUACUUUGAGUGCAGACGCAAGAAAGGCUCCCAGUUCAAUGAAGUGUUGUUCUUUGGUCUUCAGUAUCUGCUCAAGAAAUACCUCAUAGGCCCAGUGGUCACAGAGGAGAAGAUUCAGGAAGCCAAGCUCUUCUACCAGAUGCACUUCAAACAGGCUGUGUUUGAUGAGGAAAGCUGGAGGAAAAUCCUCGAGAAACAUGAUGGCCGUCUCCCUAUCCGGAUCAAAGCUGUCCCUGAGGGAAGGAUUAUACCGAGAGGAAACGUGCUCUUCACUGUGGAAAACACAGAUCCCAGCUUCUACUGGCUCACCAACUACAUUGAGACCAUGCUGGUCCAGAUGUGGUAUCCCAUCACAGUCGCCACCAUAUCCAGGGAGUUUAAGAAGAUCCUGGCCAAGCACCUCAGGGCCACCUCGGGCAGCCUGGAAGGCCUGGACCUCAAACUGCAUGACUUUGGCUAUAGAGGAGUCUCCUCACAGGAGUCUGCAGCAUUAGGUGGAGCAGCUCACCUGGUUAAUUUCUGCAGUACAGACACAGUAGCUGGGCUGCUAAUGGCUCAGAGAUACUACGGCUGCCCGAUGGCUGGCUUCUCCAUUCCAGCAGCAGAGCACAGCACCAUCAUCUCCUGGGGGAGGAGCAGGGAGAAGGAGGCGUUUGAGCGAGUCCUUGAUCAAUUCUCCUCGGGGCCAGUGUCAGUGGUCAGUGACAGCUACGACAUCUUUAACGCCUGUAAACACAUCUGGGGAGACAAGCUGAAGGAGAGAGUGAUGGAGCGCAGCCAGGACUCGUGCCUCGUCAUCCGUCCGGACUCUGGAGACCCCGCGGAGACUCUUAUUGAGGUCCUCAAGAUUUUGGAGGAGUGUUUUAGCUGUUCUCUGAACUCUGUGGGAUUCAAGGUUCUGCCCUCUUACCUGCGAAUUAUUCAAGGAGACGGUAUUGACCUCAGCUCAGUGGAGGAGAUUCUCCAGAAGCUGAGUGAUGAAGGCUGGAGCGCUGAGAACGUCUUCUUUGGUUGUGGCAGCGCUUUGCUUCAGAAACUCAACAGAGACACACUCAGCUGUGCUUUCAAGUGCAGCUAUGUGGAGACUAACGGCAAGGGGAUGGACGUGUACAAGCAGCCAGUGACCGACCCAUCCAAGGGGUCAAAGAGGGGUCGAUUAUCACUGAGGAGAAACUCUGACGGCUUCUUGGAGACAGUAGAGAGAGGAGCAGGCAAGCCUGAGGAGGACCUGCUGGUGACUGUGUUUGAGAACGGCACCUUGGUGCAGGACUACUCCCUGGAGGAGAUCAGGAAGAACGCUCGGCUGAGGGACGAGGAGGUGAACCCCACCCUGCACAACCACGAUCAGGAGCUGCUGCACAAUCAUAUCAUCAAUGGGAUUCAUUAGAUCGGCCACAAAGCCUUUCACUAUGCACACAAUGCCAUCACACUCUAAACUCAACAUGUUGAGGAGAGUGAAUAAGCUGGUUCUCACAAGACACUAACAUCUACUAUAGCAAAAUAUAAGUAUUAUUGAUUACAGUAAUCAUCAGGUAUGGGUCACACUUGCUAAUGAUAGCCGAGUGCUUGAUAUACAAUAUUUAAUGAAAGGUCAGCCUCAUAUAUCAGCACAACAACACACUGCUGCAGCCCAACUUUUUGCCCUUUACUUUGUGCUUUGGAAACACAAGUCAUGUUCAUAACUGACAACAUCACACACAGCAGCAGUGCAAAAUAACCACAUUUUGCUGCACUGUCACUGUUUGGACAAAACAAAAUCAAUGAAGCCAAACCUGUUGUUUCCAUUUCCUGAUUUCCACAAAGCACACUAUGACACCACAGUGUUCAAUACUGAAUAAAUAAAAAAUAAAAAAAAAAAUCUGAAAUUAAAAAUCAUAUGAAUAAAUUGUGUAAAAUAUAUAGAUGACCUAAUAAUUUGUGGAAAAAAUAGAAGACAUUGUUAAAACCAACUCCUUUUUAUCAAAUAUUUCAUCAUUAGUUCUGAAUUUAAUGUAAGUUCAUUUUUAUUAAACUUUUUUAUGCCCUUUUUUAAACCGCAGUUUUUAUUUCAUAACCACAUGAUAAUGACAUCAUAGUCCGUUGUCAUGACGAUGGUCUUGUCAGCGCCCUCUCUCCUGUCAGCCAAUCACAAACCCCCCCCCACAAGCUCAACAACAUUUAGACACCCAGCUUCUCAAAUUGGAGUUGAGUAUCCCUAGGGGUACAUCGAUGAACUGCAGGAGGUACCUGAGAUUUAAGAAAAAAAAGGCCCAAAUACAUACACGCACAAACAAUGUCACAGCAGGGGGUCUCGAGCAGUCGAGAUCCCUGAGCAAACACACCACCAACUAGUCCACACGCCAUACCUGAUCCAUACGUGGACUUGAGCCUGUGAUUCUCCAGUUCACAAGUGCCCAGGGACUGAGUUACUGCCGACCCAAUUGAUGAGGCUCUUUUGAUACGAGACAGGGGUCAUGUGAUUGGCUGAAAGGCUUUACAGGAGCUGUGACAACAAUGUCAACUCACCUUUUGUAAAUUUGAUGGAUUAGUAGUGGUUUGAUCACAUGAUUUUGAAUAUUUUAGUUACUAACAUACACAUGAUUGAUUCAUUCAUUCAUUUUUUGAUGUUUGUGAUUUUAAUAUCAAGAAAUUUCAUCUGUGAAGUUUGAAACCAAAAGAAAAAUCGGUCAACUCAAAAUGCAGUCACAAUAUCAACAGCAUUUUAUUUCAAAAGUGAUUUGUAUUUAUUUAUUUUGUAUCCUUUGCUGUUUGGUACAAUGUUGAUUUUUGAUUAAUGAGUUAUUAAUGAUGCAGAUUAACCUGAGAAGACAGACCUGGACAUUAAACUGCCUUUACUAAA
Molecule: messenger RNA, 3141 nt
Organism: Plectropomus leopardus (leopard coralgrouper)
Lineage: Eukaryota; Metazoa; Chordata; Actinopteri; Perciformes; Serranidae
Gene: nampt2
Product: nicotinamide phosphoribosyltransferase 2
Biological process (GO): NAD+ biosynthetic process
Molecular function (GO): nicotinamide phosphoribosyltransferase activity
Source: RefSeq, a predicted model, not a curated record